ACUUCUUCCUUUUCUGUCUAAUGGUGAACACCUUUCUGGACCAGCUCUGGACCAGAAUCUGAUUUAUGCUCUGCUCCGGAAACACCACACUGAAGUGAAAGCAGCUACCACACCAGUUAUUUUUCCUCAGAAGACUGGAGUCUGACUGGACAUGGCCCAGCGCCAUCUGUGGAUCUGGUUCCUUUGCCUACAAACCUGGUCUGAAGCAGCAGGAAAAGAUGCAGACCCGGUGGUAAUGAAUGGGAUUCUUGGGGAGUCAGUUACUUUCCUCUUAAAUAUUCAAGAACCAAAGAAAAUUGACAACAUUGCCUGGACUUCUCAAUCAUCUGUUGCUUUUAUAAAACCAGGAGUCAAUAAAGCUGAAGUUACCAUAACCCAGGGCACUUAUAAAGGACGAAUAGAAAUCAUAGAUCAGAAGUAUGACCUGGUCAUUAGAGACCUGAGGAUGGAAGAUGCAGGAACUUACAAAGCAGACAUCAAUGAAGAGAAUGAGGAAACCAUCACCAAGAUCUACUACCUUCAUAUCUACCGUAAGUUAUGGCAGCACGGGGCCUUGGAUUUACUUUUGAUUUGAAGAUUUAUGAUCUAAACCACACCCAUAUUUCUGAUAACAGAGUUUCCUAACUCUUCUUAUCCUUAUAAUUACAUAAGCACAUCAGUACUUAUAAAGGUCUAACUUUACUUCUGGCCUUGACAGACUUUAGCUGUAAUCUGUUUUGCAGCAGAAUUUGUCCUCUGUUCUUUGUUUUCCUUUCCUAUAAAAUGUCAAUAAUCAUAUUAAUCAAUUUGUAAGCAUUAUUAUGACAUUCUAGUAAGAAACUAUAUGCAGAGUGGUCUUUAUAAGGCUUCUGCUUUUAAGAUAAUUACAGAAUGCAUAGGAAAAUGCAAAGAACUAUGAAAGGAUGUGUUCUGUGCCCUUCUCUUGCCCUCUCCUCUGUUAUACUAGAUCCAAACUCUUAGUCUCAUCCCCCGUCUUAUACAGACCUUCUGGGGUAGCCUUUCUUCAUUGUCUCUCCUGAUUCCAAAGAGAUAAAAUAAGCAGAUCCUGGCACACACCUUUGAUUCCAGCACUCAGGAGGCAAAGACAGAAGGAUCUCUAUGAGUUCAAGGCUAGCUUGGUCUUCAGAGAAAGUUCCAGAACAGCCAAGACUAACAAAAAGAAACCCUUUCUCAAACCAACCUCCCAUCCCCAUCCUCACCCCCCAAAAACUACUAGAAUGAAAGAAAAAAAAAUACCAAGACACAAAAUGAACAGUGUCUGAGGAACUCUUAUUUCUGUAAGUAUUAAUACUUUCAGAAAUGCAGAACAGUGUUCAAGGUCAAAAACAGAAAAUUGGAACUUUCUUGGAAUGUGCCAGCACUUACUUAGGAAUGGAAUCACUUAUAUUCCUAUAGAAUUUAAUCACAUAUAUAGCACCGGACAGCAUUAAUCACAUAUAUAGCACCGGACAUCAUAAGCAAGGUAGUAGUGAAGCACCAUCCCAACAUUUUCUUGUCUCAGUUCUGCAGGGCAGAGAACUGUUAGCCCUGACUCCAGCUUUUUCUACCUAACAGUUUUGUGCAGGUGACAUCUCGUCCCUGCUGAGAAAAUGAAAUGAGAUUUAGUUUUCACCACUAUGGCUGUACCAAUACCUACCCCAACGGGUGGCACACACACACACACACACACACACACACACACACACACACACACACACACGUCUCUCCGAAAAUAGGUAAAUAAUGAUACUUUUCUUGUGUUUCGGCUAUUUUGGAAUAUUCAGAGCCUACUGUUGUAGAAUAGCUGGGAUAAAAUGGAGACAUCCUGCCCAGGCUGUUAUUGACUGUGCUUUUUUGUUGGCAUCUAGGCAUCUGGGACUGGGAUGAUUAUAAAUCUAGGUGAUGAUGUUUGGAUUUGUCUUUGUUGGGUGGGUGGCUUGUUCCUUGUUUUCUGUUUCCUCUCUGGAUUUUCAGAGAGUGUGGUAGCUCUAUGUUUUAGUAGGACAUUUUCUUUGGAUCUGACAUUUAUAGCCACUGGAGGUUCUCAAUAAAAGAUGUUUCUGGGUAUUGGGAGCUAACACUUAGGACCUGUGAUAGGUUAGGAGUAUGAAAGUGUUCAUAGGAGAGAGAAGAAGAGUGUUUAGCCAGGAUCUGUUUAUUUCAUCCCCUUGGAAUCAGGGAGACAGUAAAGUGAGGUCAACCCACAGGGUCUUCUCUAGAUACUGGGGAUGAGACUGGGAAGUUGGAUCUAGAGGAACAGAAGGAAACAGGAAGAUAUACAGGCUCCUAUCUGCUUCUGGGCAGGAAUGAUCUGGGUUAGCAGGGAGUGCCUGCUGAAGAUGAGGGCUGGGAUAAACCAACAAGUGGGGAGAAGGUGGGUAGAAAGGGAAGAUCUGUGGAACCACAAUAGAUGUGGGAUUGGGGAUGUGCAGGAGUGGGGACAUUAGAAGGAAGGCUGCAGCAGGUGUUCUGUUGCAGAGCUAGGGAUGAAGCUGGAGCUUUAGAUUUGUAGGAGAGGAAGCCUUCUGUUAGCUUACAUGUUUCCCAGGCCUGCUUGGGUGGUGUGUUCACAAGGAACACUGGUUUUGGGGACUUGUUUACUGGAAUGAAUUGGGGGAAGGAAGGUUGGAGUAGAAGAUAGAGGUCCUCAAAGAGAAAAUUAAUAAGUCCACAAAAUCCAAACAAACAGUGGAAAGAAGUGAAUAAACUGUAUAAGACUUGAAAAUGAAAAUAAAAUCAAUAAAGAAAACUAAAACCGAGAGAAUUCUAGAAAUGAAAAUUUUAAGAAUUUGAACAGAAAUUACAGAGGUAAACUUCACCAACAAAAUAUGAGAGAUGGAAGAGAGAAUAUUAGGCAUUGAAGAUACAAUAGAGAAAAUGAAUAUAUCAGUCAAAGAAAAUGUUAAACCAAAAAAAAAAAGUCCUAACAAAAAAUACAAAAAAUUUAGGACACUAAGAAAAGACAAAACCUAAGACUAAUAGAAAUAUAGGAAGGAAAAGAAUUCUACCUCAAAGGCCCAGAAAAUAUUUCAACAAAAUCAUAGAAGAAAAAUUUUCUCACCUAAAGAAGAUAGAUGCCUAUAAGGUAUAUGAAGCAUAUAUAACAACAAAUAGAUUUAACAAGAAAAUAAACUCUCCUUGGCACAUAACAGUCAAAUCACAAAGCAUACAGAACAAAGAAAGAAUAUUAAAAGCUACAAGGGGAAAAGGCCAAGUAGUAUAUAAAUGCAGACCUAGAAUGAUACCUGAUUUCUCAGUGAAGACUCUAAAGGCCAAUAGAGUCUGGACAAAUGUGCUAUAAACUCUAAGAGACCCCAGAGGUCAUCCCUGAUUACUAUACCCACCAAAAUAUCCAACAUCCUAAAUGGAAAAAAUAGGAUAUUCCAUAAUAAAGCCAAAUUUAAACAAUAUCUGUCUACAAAUCCAUCUAUAGAAGAUGACAGGGCGGAAAAUUCCAACCAAAAGAGUUUAACUAUACCAAAUAAAAACAAAAGGAAUAAACAAUCUCAAAGCAGAAAAA
Messenger RNA from Mus musculus (house mouse), 3499 nucleotides. It is a transcript of the gene Cd84, whose product is annotated as CD84 antigen. The transcript is spliced from 3 exons. Bases 152 to 574 code for a protein of 140 amino acids. The record is from RefSeq and is marked validated. Gene Ontology annotation, cellular component: plasma membrane; membrane. Lineage: Eukaryota; Metazoa; Chordata; Mammalia; Rodentia; Muridae.